CAGGUCUCUGAUUGGCUGCCGGCUGAGUGUGUGUCUGUGCACCUGUCGCGCUUCUCCUGUGAACACCGGCGUCCUCGGAGCGGCUCCUGUGGCUCCUGCGGCUCCUGCGGCUCCGGAGAGUUCGGGGUCUGGUCGGAGCUGAAGAUGGUUUCUCCUGCGAUCGCUUUGGCUUUUCUUCCGCUCUUGCUCACGCUGCUCAUCCGGUACCGGUAUUAUUUCGUGCUGCUGUAUCGGGCCGUUCUGAUCCGCUGGGUGCGGGACUGUAUGACGGGCCUCAGCCGAGAGGAGCGGGCCUUUCAGUACGUCCUGACCCACGCUACGCCCGGAGACGCCCAGAGCAUCCUGGACACGUUUGAUCAAUGGUGCAGCAAAGUGGAGUUCAUCAGCAACAUCGGACCCAAGAAAGGUAAGAUCCUGGACCGGCUGCUGCAGGAGCACUGUCCCAUCACGGUGCUGGAGCUGGGCACUCACUGCGGGUACAGCACGCUCCGCAUCGCCCGCUCGCUGCCCGUCGGGGCACGCAUCUACUCCGUCGAGAUGGACGAGAGGAACGCUCAGGUGGCGGAGAAGAUCAUCCGGCUGGCAGGCUUUGAUGACGACAUGGUGGAGCUGAUCGUGCGUCCGUCAGAUGAAGUGAUUCCUCGUCUGCGUGAGGACUUCGGCGUGGAGCGUCUGGACCUGGUCUUCAUGGAUCACUGGAAGCGCUGCUAUCUGCCGGACCUGCAGCUGCUGGAGGGCAGCGGUCUGCUGGGAGAGGGCUCCAUCAUCCUGGCCGAUAACGUCAUCUUCCCCGGAGCGCCCAACUUCCUGCGGCACGCGCGCCGCUCGGGCCUGUACGAGGUCAGAGUUCACCGCGCCACGCUGGAGUACAUCCGGGGCAUCCGUGACGGCAUGGCCGAGCUCACCUUCCUCGGGAUCAAGUAAAACACUCACAGGACGCCACCUGUGUGCCUUUCCUUUAUUUGAUCCGUGUUUGAGAACGACAGCCAUCAGGCGAUUGAAGCAUUCAUCACACACACGCUAGUAUUUGAUCGUUCCUUGCUUUUUGACCCUGUGACCUUGAGCUGCAGAAAGACACCGAACGCUUGAGUUAUUAAGGAUUUGAAAUAAAAAUUAAUCUUACCGAUUUUACCAUGAACAAUUCAUCUGUGCAUGUUUUGUUAACCCUACGGUUUAUUCAAAUGUAAUAACUGAUGGAACUUGGCAACUUUAAAUAUUUUCAGAAAUAAAUUUAGGAG
Puntigrus tetrazona (Sumatra barb) is the source of this 1238-nucleotide messenger RNA. RefSeq names its product transmembrane O-methyltransferase (gene tomt). Gene Ontology annotation, molecular function: catechol O-methyltransferase activity. The transcript has 4 exons. The coding region runs from base 145 to 924 and encodes 259 amino acids. The record is from RefSeq and is a predicted model, not a curated record. Gene Ontology annotation, biological process: developmental process; catecholamine catabolic process; dopamine metabolic process. NCBI's taxonomy places the organism in Eukaryota, Metazoa, Chordata, Actinopteri, Cypriniformes, Cyprinidae.